Ilex paraguariensis (yerba mate) is the source of this 462-nucleotide messenger RNA. NCBI's taxonomy places the organism in Eukaryota, Viridiplantae, Streptophyta, Magnoliopsida, Aquifoliales, Aquifoliaceae. The record is from the annotation of a GenBank genome assembly.
AUGGCUCCAUUCCGAGCUUCCUCGAUGGGUUGGCAUGGAGCACCAGCAAUUGCUACCACUCCUAAUAUGAAGAGAAUCAUCAGACUUGAUGUUCCAGUGGAGAAGUUCCCAAACUAUAACUUUGUUGGCCGGAUUUUGGGACCACGUGGGAACUCUUUGAAAAGGGUUGAGGCCAUGACAGAAUGCAGAAUAUAUAUAAGAGGCCGAGGCUCCGUGAAGGACUCUGUUAAGGUGAUGCCACGAGUAGUUCUUGCCCACCUUUUGGCUGAUGGUGAUAUGCAUCUCCCUUUACAAACUUACAGUUUUCACAAUCUUUUAGUUGUGGAAGUUUAUUCCCUUGGCCUCAAUGAACGAUUUGAUAUAAGAUGUGCAAUGAAAGAAAUACUUGCCUUUCUGAUUCAUUCAUCUGUAGGUAGAAAUUACCUCUGCUCAGGGUGUUAUUCAAUUACAGAUUUUGACUAA